AUGCGCCAACCGCCCAAAAAUGUCGUAAUCGAAAUCGAGUCCUCACCUGAACCACCUUCGCCCCCCAUCCAUCCUCGCUCUCUCCGGGCACGCUCACCCUCGAAGACCCCUGCACGAUCUGUAGGCCAUGCAGGCACAAGCGCGAAAGGCAAAGGCAAGGCACGAGCACCGUCUCGUACUGUCAAAGCCAUGGGCCCAGUCAUCGAGCUAACCGACUCCGAUUCCGAUGAAGUGGUUCCUGUUACACCAAAGCCUGCCCCUGGCCCUUCGAACCCCAAAACUCUUCGUCCAAACCCUGCCGGAACGUCCACGUCUCAGGAAAACAUCGGCUCCGUCGCGCCGACGUCCAGCCGGCAGAAGAGAAAGCUUCCACUAUUCCUGCAGUCGCAGAGCGAUGAGGAGAACGAGCCGCCGAUGUUCCGACUCGACAUGUCGUCGAGCCUGGCUGGCCUCUCGAGUGGCGGAAGGUCGGCGAAGAGGGUCCAUCGAAGCGAGAAAGAAAGGGAGGACAAAGGAAAGGGGAAGGCGACGGCGGUUGGGGUCGAGGAUGGGCCUGUGGAUCACGCGGCGCCAGCAGCAGCGGAAGGAGAAGAUGCGGUCGAUUGGGACGCGGAUUUUUGGAACAAGCCUUUCCCUUUCAUGAUGGACGGGUACGGUCUGGCGGAGCCAGAACCCGUUCGCGAUCCAACACCUCACCCUCAAGUUAUUGAACCAAUCCAACCUCCAGCCCCAGUCCGCGUUCCGCUACCACAGCCUCAAGCACCCCAGCCUCUUCAGCUUGUCGCGCAACCAGUGCCGGUGCCACCAGCCCCUGUCGCUGAACCUGUCCCAGAACCUUUCCCAGAACCCCCACCGGAACCGACUCUAGAAGACCUCGCCUCCCAAGUCGUCGCCCAAGUGCUCGAAAUCAUCCCAGACGUCGAACCUACUCACCUGCUCGAACUAGUCCGGCCUGAGGUGGAAGCAUACGGUGUGCAGGGGUGCGUCGAGCGUGUCGUUGGUGCUCUGUUCGAGCAGGCUGGUGGUUACCCGAAGGUCGAGAAGAGCAAACCCGGGCAGCAAGCUGGUGAAUCGAAGCAGAAGGACGGUGGGGGACAAGGCAGUAAGAACGGCAAGGAAAGGCAAAGGGACGAAGAACCAGAAGGCGCUGGAAGGGAAGCGAAAAGGGUCAAAGUUGACUAUGCGAGCGUGGAGAGGGUUUUCGAGGGUGGUGUUAGGUACUUCGACGCAGCACUGACACAACUCCAAGCCGACUUUCCAUUUAUCCCCAAGCCUUACCUACGACGGCAGCUUCAAGCACAAAGAUCCUUAUAUGCGCCGACGCACCUCAAAAUCGCGGCGGAAGAACGCGAGUUAGCUGUUACAAGAGACCGUAGACCAUACACACUCAAGGCAACCGCGUACAAGGCUCUGAAGGGCAAGGGUCGGGCUGUCGUCGACGAAGCAUUCGAGAAAGAGAGGCGGUGGUUGGUGGCGCAUUUGGAAGGGCGAGAAGCUGGCGAUGAGGAGGGCGCAGCUGAACCGCAGGUUGAGGUAGCAGCGGAUAAAGGGAAAGGCAAGGAGAAGGCCGCAGACGAAGAGCCACCCUUGGAGGAGGGCGAAGGUAUUGAGUGUCAAUGCUGCUUCUCCGAGUACCGUUUCGACAAAAUGGUCCAAUGCCCUGAAGCUCAUCUUUUCUGCGACGACUGCGUCUCCCAGUACGCUGCCACCAAAUUGGGCGAACACGAUGUCAAUGUCGUUUGUAUGCAUUCCUCCGGAUGCGCUCAGCCCUUCCCAACCUCAGAGUUACGCCGCGUCCUCACCGAGACGCUCAUGUCUUUGUACGAACGGAUCAAGCAGCAGAAGGAGAUUGAGGCUGCGGGUAUCGAGGGGCUGGAAGAGUGCCCAUUUUGCGAGUGGAAGUGUGUCAUUGAGGCUUCCAGGGAGGAGGAAAAAUUGUUUAGAUGUGGGAAUGAGGACGGAGGAUGCGGUGUUGUUAGCUGUCGGGAAUGCAAGAAGCCGGACCACUUACCGAAGAGCUGCAAAGAAGUCGAAGAAGACAAACACCUCGACGGUCGGCAUGCGAUUGAGGAGGCUAUGACUCGCGCACUCAUGCGCAAUUGCCCCAAAUGUAAUAAAGCCUUUGUCAAGGAUGCCGGCUGCAACAAGAUGACGUGCCCUCAUUGCCGUACUCUGUCAUGCUACGUCUGUCGGAAGGUCAUCAACGGCUACGAACAUUUCAACCAAAAUCCUCCUGGCCGUCCGUCGACAAGUCAACAGAACGGGAAAUGCCUGCUUUGGGACCAAGUUGAAGAACGACACGCCGCAGAGGUGAAAGCUGCAGCUGAAAAGGCUCUCGCCGACUGGAAACGCGACCAUCCUGACGUCGAUGAAGAGAACGUGAAGGUCGAUAUUCCAAAAGCCGUUCCCCAACCAGCACCAGCACCCGCAGUUGCCAUGCCAGGUGUUGUUGGGCUCCCUCACGGCUACCAUAUCGCCAUUAAUUUCGGUGCACAUCCACAUGCGGUCCCACCUAAUGCUAUCCAAAUAGCGGCGAAUAAUGCCAUGGCCCGGAUGUAUGGGGCUGCCCCUGCUCAACCUCCAGUUCCCGUAGUUCCUCCCGUUCCUGCUGCGAGACGUGGCCGGCGUCAAGCACCUCGCGCUGCCUUAGCUGCUGCACAAGAAGCCAACAGACAGUAUCUCCUGAAUCUCGAAGAGGCUGAGCGCCGUCGACAACGUGGUAUUUUGGAUCAGCAACGACAACAGCAACAACUCUUCGAAGCCGGCCAGCGCGCCAUCCAACGUGCCCAAGAAGUCGCGGAUGCGAACGCUCGAUUCCAGCAACAAAUCCUCGCCGAGCAGAACCGUCUCCGGCUCGAGGCUGAAAGACAGCAGCAGGAGCAACGUGAGCAGGAGCAGGCUCGAGAGCGGGAACGGGGGUAUGCCUAUCAAAGGCUAGUCGAAAUUGCGAGGGCGGAUGAAGCACGGAAGCGAGAGGCGGCUGCGAAGAUAGAGGCGGCGAACAAUCUGCAGCGCGACAGGGCUCGAAUGUACGCUGACGCGAUGAGACGCGACCAGGAGGCCAGGCAGCCGCAGCUUCAAGCCCUUGCCCAGAAUCAUGGAUACCUCCAUGCACCAGUCCCGCAAGCCAACGUCAACUUUGGUGUCGGUGUUGGUGUUGGGCAAGCGGGGGCCGCAGCUGCUCCGUUUCAUGCUGUUGCUGCACCAGCCGUGAGGACGAGGGCGCAAGCUCAGGCCAACGCCGGCGCUCAGGCUUUCCAGCUGCCGGCCCAAAUGACGAGGGCAAAGGCUGCUGCUGUUGUUCCGCCUCCUGCCACACAGAAUCCCUUCGUUGUCGCGGCGCCUCCAGCGCCUCAGGCUGGUCCAGCUCGUGCUAAGACAAACCGCAGGCAAGCGCGGUAA
Cyclocybe aegerita is the source of this 3402-nucleotide messenger RNA. The record is from the annotation of a GenBank genome assembly. Lineage: Eukaryota; Fungi; Basidiomycota; Agaricomycetes; Agaricales; Hemipholiotaceae.